AUGAGAACGAAACCAUUCCUGCUGAUACUGACGUGCGUGAUUAUGAUCACUUGUAUGACCAUCCUGUUUGGUUCCGCCGGUCAGCAGAAUGAUUCGUUGAAAAACAUCGUCACCCAGACGCAUCAGCAGUUUCGCAACUUUAAGAAAAAUCUCCGUGAAUCCAACACCGAUCCACGGCCAGAAGUCGAUCCAAAAUAUCUCGCCCAGCUCGGCUUCACGCAACCGCUCUACAAUGCAAGCCAGCGGGCAAAUUUCACCAUCGUCACGUACGCCCUGCCCGGUGACAUCGCGUCCGCGCUGCUGUACGUCCAGAAUGUCGCUAUGAAACUUCCCGCCCAGCCCCUGCUGGUGUACGAUCUCGGGCUGGCCGAGUCGGAUCUGCACAUACUGCAGGGUGCCUGCAACAGUACCUCGACCACACACUGCACUGUGAUACCGUACGAUCUGAGUAAGCUGCCGGCCCAUGUGACCGACCGAAGUAUGCACGCGUUCCGUCCAAUCAUCAUCCACGAUGCGUUGGCACGGUCGAAGCUGAUCCUAUUCACGGAGAACAGCGUACGGCUGAAGGGUAGCAAUACGGUGCGAGAGUUCGAAGAUGUGCGGUUGCGGGCAGAAAACAGUAGCUCCGGUGUGCUCGGCUGUGCUACGAAACAACCCGUCACUAGCCGGACCCAUCCGAAGAUGUUCGAAUACUUCGAGAUUGCGGUCGAUAACUUCUACUUUCUGCCGAUGAUGUCGCUCGAGUUCCUGUUCUUCAGAGAUAGUGCGACAGUGAACGACAAGGUGCUGCUGCCAUGGGUACGCUGUGCGCUAACCUUGGAGUGCCUGCAUCCAAUUGGAGCUCAAACAGGUGGCUGCAAGUACAACAAGAAACCGCUGUAUCGAUACUCGGGAUGCCACGAAUACGACACGUGCGCAUUCAACAUCAUCCUCGGCAUGACGUUCGGGUACGACGAAAGUAACUACUCCAACCAGGAACUGGCCAACCUGUACUACCUGGAAACGCUCGAGCAAGCGACCAAGAUACUGGAAAAUCGACGUAAAAACAUAAGCGAUACCUCGGAGCACCCGUUUACUGAGGAUUAA
Anopheles marshallii is the source of this 1086-nucleotide messenger RNA. RefSeq lists its product as uncharacterized. The transcript has 3 exons. NCBI's taxonomy places the organism in Eukaryota, Metazoa, Arthropoda, Insecta, Diptera, Culicidae. Bases 1 to 1086 code for a protein of 361 amino acids. The record is from RefSeq and is a predicted model, not a curated record.